AUGCAAUAAGAGGAAAAAGAAACUAAAAAAAAAGCAACUUAAAAAAUUGAGUAUCUAUUUCCUGGUAUGUAUAAUGAUGAAUAUUUGGGAAUUUAUUAAGCUAAAAAGAAUAAGUAUAAGAAGAUAUAAUAUAAAAUUCCAUCAACAGUGAUAGAUGAUUAUGAUAGGAAAAUCUGUAGGUUCGAAGAUAAGUUAACUAAGGUAGCUAUGGAGAGACAAAGUUUGAUAAGGACCCCAAACAAGAAGGAGAUUUUGAAUAAAAUAAUCAACCAAAUCUAGACGCAUUUGUUGUAGAAGGAAAGAGAACUUUUUGAAAAAUCACAUUGUGAUACUCCUGUGGCUUAGCUUGAAAAGAAAAAGUCAUAAUUUUUUUAGGCAAAAUAACAUUUAUAAUUAUUGGAAACUAUGGGAUUUAAACUUGUGGAAUAGGGAACCAAUAGGAUGAAUACAAUUAAUCCCAAGCAAGUACAUUCUUAACCUUGCACUCCCAAAAAAUCACAACCAAGAUCUUAAUCCAUUCAAAAUGUUGAAUCUCAAUUAAAGGAAGAUAACAAAAAUCAAUCAAGUGAAAGAAUCGAAAGAAUUUAAAGCAAGGUAAACUAGCAAAUGGCACGUUUAGGAUUAAAAAGUCUAAACAUAUCUCCUGACUCAAUUCCAACUCAAAGGAAACCACAAAAGCAAAUAAAAAGAACAAAAAGUCAAUCUCCCAUUAAAUCAGAAAUAAGUUAACCUAUACAUUAGAACUUCGAUUCAAUUGCUAAAAAACCUUAAGUUUCUCUAUUUAAGAAAUUUCAAUUGAAAUUGGAUCAAGAAUUAUAAAAGCCCUAGGAUAUUAAAGGAGUGAUUAAUUACUGUAACACUGAAAGAUUGGAUCUAAAGAAUUUGACAAAGGACAUUUAAAAAAAGAAAAGAGUUUAAUUUAGAAAAUUUAGAAUUAUUCAAAAAGAAUUGUCCACAGUGGGAGAACUAGGAUUUGAAGGACUCAAAAAUAAAUAUUUUUAAUGA
Paramecium tetraurelia is the source of this 1005-nucleotide messenger RNA. RefSeq lists its product as uncharacterized. Lineage: Eukaryota; Ciliophora; Oligohymenophorea; Peniculida; Parameciidae. The transcript has 3 exons. The record is from RefSeq and is a predicted model, not a curated record.